ACCAUCCAUUGACAAGGAAAAUCGCACUCGCGAGCAAAUCUGUUGCUCUUUUCCGUCUACUCCGAAACCGAGAUCUAGCGACGUUGGCGGAUCAAUCUCCAACAGGAACUGGUCAGCAUUGAGAUCGGAUAGAAGAAUCGCAGGCUAAGCGGUGGGAUGCUAUAGCGAUAGGAUAUUCGUUGUCAUCCUCGGCCGGAUCUGAUGGCGGCAUCUUCUCCGGCGAAGAUCUUCGAAUAUUUCGUGGUGUGCGGGAUCGGGCCGGAGAUCGCGACCCUGGAGGGGAACAAGGGGUUCCAGGGAAUGGAGGUCAUGUACAUGCCUUCCCUCCUCGACCAGUACCCUCCUUCCAACCAGUCUCUCUAUCCUCCCCCUCCGCCGCAGCUGCCGACCUGUGUUCUACCUGCAGGGGUGGAAUUCUAUACUUCAGGGUUUAACUCUGAUGAUGUUGCAACUUAUCCUCGGAGUUAUCCAAUUGUUUUAACAGAGGGGGAUGGGUCCAAAAUUUAUGUUGCAUGCAUUGCAUUCCGUGAUCUGGUCUGCGACGAUAUUAUUGAAGCAUAUAAGAUACCUGCAAAUUCAUUUGCCGACAAAUGCAUAUGUCUUGUAUCUCGCUCUCCCAGUUUUCAGGUUCUCAAGGAUGCAUUGGAGGAGCUGUUCAUUCUCUGCUUUUCUCCUGCUGGCUGCAGCAAGCCAUUAUGGGAUGUAAUAGCUGAUAUGGUAUCUAAUGUUCCUUUACCUACACCGGGAAAAGAUCGUGUUUUAUUUGCUAUUGAAAAUUGUCUUCUUUGUGCGGAAACGCCACCAAAGGAAGGGCUUCCUCAUGCAGAUAUUUCAUUUCAACCCUUGGUACAGUGCCUUGAUGUGGAUAACCUGAUUCAAUUUUUUACCGCUGUGCUUCUUGAAAGAAGAAUAUUACUCCGAGCAAAUAAGUAUUCACUAUUAACUCUAGCAUCGGAAGCAAUUUGCCAUUUGAUAUAUCCUUUCAGAUGGCAGCAUGUCUAUAUUCCACUGCUUUUCUUUAGUGGAGUAGACUACAUUGAUGCUCCUACACCAUAUAUGAUGGGACUUCACUCAGGCGUUGACACAUAUUCUUUGUCGAUGGAUGGUGUAGUUGUUGUGGAUCUUGACUACAAUCGCAUUACCACAUCAGAAGAAAUACCUCCAAUACCAGAGCCUGAACUAAGUUUCUUACGCAGUGAGAUACUAAAGCUGCUACACCCAAAUGUCACAUUGAUAGAUCACUUGAAGAUCAAUUUUGGUAGUAUGUCAGAGCAGUAUAUUAAGUGUGGCAACAAACCCUGGGGAGAGGAGCAUAACUUUCAACUUAGAUUGAUAUUUUUAAGGUUUUUGGCAUUGCUCCUAAGCGGAUAUCGUAACUUCAUUGAACCAACUACAAAUGUGUUCAAUUCUCAAGCAUUUUUGAAGAAAUGUUCUCGCGCUACUGGCGAACCUAUUGAAUCAAUGUUAAUGAUGACUCAGUUCUUAGAGUCGCAAGGUUUUAUGGACUAUUUGGAAAGAUGUAUCAUGUCAGAGGAAAGCGGCAAUAACCUACUGGACAAAUUACAAGAUGCCACAGGGAGGGGUCAGGACCCUAUUUCAAUUUUUCCAACACCAUCUUCAGAAUUUGAGAUCACUACUGUAUCAGUGACUGAAGUUGAAGUUUCAGAACCAGGUUCUAGGCACUGUUAUAAGCGGUUUCCUUCAACAGUUAGAACAGAAGAGCAAGAAGAGAAGCGCAGGUCAAUUCUGGCAUUGGCAAACUCUGCUCAUUCUGGGAGACACACAAUUAGUUCUCCAAUGGUAGCCAAUGGUGAUCCAAAAGCAGAAAGCUUAAGUUCAAUGGAGAGAGCUGCAGAGAGAGAUAGGAUGGUCUUAGAUAUAAAAGUGAAAUUGCAGGGCUUAUGGUUACGUCUUCUAAGGCUUGGGGCAACAGAGGAUCCUCUUUCAUCUUUCGAAUAUGGCACCAUUCUUGCUCUAAUUGAAUCUGAUGCUGAGGGGAUUGGUGGUAGUGGGUUUGUUGAAUGUAUAAGGGAGCAUAUUAUUUCGGGUUGGCAAUGCCGUUUGACUGAUGAACAAUUCAUCGCAGUUAAAGAACUGCUCAAAACUGCUAUAAACCGAGCUUCCUCUCGAAAUGACAUUGCUACCAUCAGAGAUGCUCUUGAAGUAUCUGCUGAAAUGUAUAGAAAGGAUUCCAACAAUGUUCCAGAUUAUGUUCAACGCCAUCUUCUAUCUCUCUGCAUUUGGGAUGAGCUACGCUUCUGGGAUGCCUAUUUUGAGUAUCUAAUGGAGCAGUCUGCAAACAAGUCAGCGAACUAUGUAACUUUAGUCACUGCUCAGCUCAUUGUAAUUGCAACUCACAUGGAUGGACUAGGACUUCCUGAUUCUGAUGCUUGGAACAUGAUUGAGAAAAUUGCGGAGAAAAACAACCUAGGUUACAAACAGCUUAUAAAGCUCAGGGCAUUUUUGUCGCAUAUCCAACAACUUCGGGUGGGUUAUUGGGGAUUCUCGUCUGGGAAAGGCCAGUCUGUGUCACCAUAUGGAUUGCCCUCGCCUCAUUUACAGGAUGGAGCAGAUGGAAGUCAUGAACCUACAGAAGCCUCUGUUGUUGGGCGGAGUUGGGUGCACAGCAUGUUUAGCAGAGACAGAAGUAUAAGAGCUAAUUCUUUUGGCCGAGUUCUUUCCAGUGAUGGCACAAAGACUGGUGCUGAUUCUGCAAAGGGAGACGUUACUCCUGGGCAGAAGAAACUUCAGUCCAGCAUGCGCAUACUAAAAGGUCAUACAGGCGCUAUCACUGCUCUUCACUGUGUUACAAGACGGGAAGUUUGGGAUCUUGUUGGUGACCGUGAAGAUGCUGGUUUUUUCAUCAGUGGAAGCACUGAUUGCUUGGUUAAGAUUUGGGAUCCUAGUCUACGUGGCUCUGAACUUAAAACAACACUCAAGGGGCACACUGGGCCUGUACGUGCAAUUAAUUCUGAUCGGAGUAAAGUGGUAUCAGGAUCUGAUGAUUAUUCUAUCAUAGUUUGGGAUAAGCAAACUUCUCAGAUUCUGGAAGAACUAAAGGGCCAUGAAGCACCGGUCAGUUGUGUCCGGAUGCUUUCUGGAGAACGCGUUUUGACUGCUGCACAUGAUGGUACUGUGAAGAUGUGGGAUGUCAGAACUGAUACUUGUGUUGCGACAGUUGGUCGCUGUUCAAAUGCUGUUCUUUGCAUGGAAUAUGAUGAUUCCACAGGGAUAUUAGCAGCAGCUGGAAGAGAUGUGGUAGCAAAUAUUUGGGAUAUACGUGCUGGCAGACAAAUGCAAAAACUUGUUGGCCACACUAAAUGGAUUCGGUCAUUACGGAUGGUAGGAGACACCAUACUUACUGGAAGUGAUGAUUGGACGGCUAGUACAUGGUCUGUUUCUCGUGGAACAUGUGAAGCAGUUUUGUCUUGUCAUACUGGUCCGAUUCUCUGUGUGGAAUACUCACCAUCUGAUAAAGGAGUUAUUACCGGUUCAACUGAUGGUCUUAUAAAAUUUUGGGAAAAUGAAGAAGGACGAAUGCGAUGUGUUAAAAAUUUGACCUUGCAUUCUUCUUCUAUUGUAUCCAUCACUGCUGGAGAACAUUGGUUGGGCAUUGGAGCAGCCGACAAUUCCAUGUCUCUUUUCCAUCGUCCUCAGGAAAGACUAGGUGGUGGUUUCUCCAGCACAGGAGCCAAGACCACUGGUUGGCAACUGUAUAGAACUCCUCAAAAAACAGUUGCUAUGGUACGCUGUGUAUCUUCUGACCUCGAUAGGAAAAGGAUAUGCAGUGGUGGCCGCAAUGGACUACUCCGACUUUGGGAAGCCACCAUUAAUAUCUAAUCUUUUUUCAAAUUCUCAAUUAGAUUAUACACGGACAAAAAUGCAGACAUGUUUUGUACGAAAAUUGUGUAUUUGGGUAUGUCUUUUUUUGUUGCUUCUUUAUUGCAGUUAUCGUAAUUCUUUGGACUAGCAUUUAAGUUUAGGAUAGGGUUGAUUCUUAUCAUUUUCUCUUGAAUGUUUUGGUUCCCAUGCAGUGAUUUUUCUGUAGUUUGUAACUAAACUCGUACGGCGAAUCUACCACUGUUUGCUAAAUAUUAUGCUGUCUUUCCUGCAACUAUGCAGAGAUUUAUCA
Molecule: messenger RNA, 4132 nt
Organism: Zingiber officinale
Lineage: Eukaryota; Viridiplantae; Streptophyta; Magnoliopsida; Zingiberales; Zingiberaceae
Product: DENN domain and WD repeat-containing protein SCD1-like
Exons: 31
Coding region: 202-3840 (1212 amino acids)
Biological process (GO): regulation of Rab protein signal transduction
Cellular component (GO): cytoplasmic vesicle
Molecular function (GO): protein binding
Source: RefSeq, a predicted model, not a curated record